AUGAAAUUAUUUUGGCUGCCAGUAGAUGGUGUAAUGGGUCUAGGCUGGCCAGCACUGUCAGCCUUCCACGCCAGGCCACCAGUCUCAAAUAUACUUCCGCAGCUAACUGAGCCGCUAUUCACAAUCUACCUAGCGAGUCAUUUGGACGAAAGUAACGCGCAUGACGGAGGGCUAAUUACUUUGGGAGUAGCAUAUUUGGGCAUUCCAAUUUCAUUUGUGUAUCCAAUUAUGCAGGAGUUGAAUACUACCUGGAAUUUUGAUUUCAAUGAGUAUGAAGUAGACUGCAAAUUGCAGAAAGGCGGACCUGCUCUUAUCUUUGACCUGCAAAAUAACAUUUUUCAAGUACCGUCUAAUCAGUACAUUCGGAAAUUCAAGUUGGAGUCGCAAGAUAUUUGCUUGCUGUCAAUACUAGAACAGUACAGCGUGGCAUUUGUUCCAUCCUGGGCACUUGGCUAUCCAUUCCUUCGAUCAUACUGUAGUGUGUAUGACUUUGGAAAUGCUCGCAUUGGUUUUGCUUUACCACUGAAUAUGUGA
Molecule: messenger RNA, 534 nt
Organism: Thelazia callipaeda (thelaziosis nematode)
Lineage: Eukaryota; Metazoa; Nematoda; Chromadorea; Rhabditida; Thelaziidae
Source: the annotation of a GenBank genome assembly